Magallana angulata is the source of this 3185-nucleotide messenger RNA. RefSeq lists its product as uncharacterized. The record is from RefSeq and is a predicted model, not a curated record. The annotation marks the transcript as partial. NCBI's taxonomy places the organism in Eukaryota, Metazoa, Mollusca, Bivalvia, Ostreida, Ostreidae. Gene Ontology annotation, molecular function: zinc ion binding. The transcript is spliced from 2 exons.
UAUCUUUAUUUUUUAGUGAACAUUAAAGUUGUGUAUCACUACAUUUUUGUUUUGUAUUUUCAGAACAUAAAAAUGAAUGAAGAUCAAAUGAAAACAGAGAGUAAAAAGAUUUUCCCAUGCAUCCUUUGCAAAAAAAGAACAAGGCCAAAUGACAGAAAAAAAUGUGAGUCAACAGCAAUCCGUCGCUUCCUCAGAAAGAACUUUCUUGUUGAGGCAAACUCAAAUGACAUUUUGUGCAACAAGUGCAGACAUCGCUACCAUGGAAACCAGAAAACAUGCCAGCAGAAGUCUAGUUCCCUUCCUGUGUGUCAGCCUCUACAACCAGGAAUGUGCAGUCCACCAUCUAUAUCUUUGCCUCUCCAGAGAACACCUUCUUCACAUGCUUACUGCUUAAUCUGCAAGCGACCGGGUCCUAAACUUGUUGUCGUGUCUUCAGCAGCUAGAUUUUCAGCCUUUCUUCACCAUGAAAUCAUCAUCCCACCUGGAAGCAGAUGUUGUCCAUCCCACAUUGAUGAAGGAGAGUUUAGACCUGGUGUUUUGACCAAAAUACAGACAUUCGAGUCUUCAUUUGUAAACAAGUCAACAGUGCUGGAACUGAUCCAAAAAAUACGAAAUUAUGCCCUCCAGACCUCAACAAGCAGAUUUUCUUUUGAACUGUCUACCAUGAGCAACAGUGAUUAUAUGGCACUGACUGGUAUCUCUAAAGAAAACUUUGAAGACCUCCAUUCCUUUAUUUCCAGUGAUAUUCGAAACACACAAAACCGAGGCACAAGGAUGUCACUUGGAAUCUUUCUUCUGAAACUGAGAUCAGGAAUGUCAAAUCAACUUCUGGCCACGAUUUUUGGAAUUUCAAAGUCUUCCCUCUGUAGAGCAGUAAAAUCAGUCCGUACAGCACUCAUGAAGUCAUUUGUACCACAUCAUCUUGGACUACAACAUACAACAAGAGAAGAAAUUAUAGAAAAUCAUACAAGACCUCUGGCACAGGAACUUUUUGGUGAUUUUACAAAUAAGAAAGCUAUUGCUGUUUUGGAUGGAACUUAUAUAUAUAUUCAGAAAAGUAACAACUUCCAGUUUCAACGGAAAUCAUAUAGUUUACAUAAAGGCAGGCCCCUUGUUAAACCCAUGGUUGUCACAUCCACAGACGGAUACUUUCUAACAGUUCUUGGACCCUACCUAGCUAGGAAUAAUGAUGCCACUAUCCUCAACCAUAUGCUUCAUACCAAUGUAGAAGAUCUGAAGGGCUGGUUCCAUGAAGAUGAUGUUUUUGUUGUAGACAGAGGCUUCCGAGAUUCAGUCGAUAUGCUCGAGGAGCUGGGAAUAAGGGCCGAAAUGCCUCGCCUGAUGAGCAGAGGGCAGAAGCAGAUGACAACCUUAGAUGCCAAUGCCUCUCGUCUGGUCACCAAGAUUCGUUGGGUUGUUGAGGCAGCCAAUGCAAGGAUAAAGCGAUGGAAGUACCUUGCUCAUGUUCUUCCAACCAAUCAAGUGCCAUUUAUCGGUGACUAUGUGCGCAUCGUGUGUGCCCUCUCCAACCGUUACUGCAAGCCUCUGUCGACAGGAAGUGAAGAUGAAGACAUGGCCCUUGCAUGCAAAAUGAGGUAUUUGUCAACAAAAGUUAACUCUUUAAAGACAUUUGUUGAAGAAAACUGUCUGGAUAAGAAGUCUGUAAAGUGGGAAGUGGCUACUGAUUCUUUGGAAUUCCCCAACAUCAGCGAAGAUGACAUACGAAAUCUGACCUGUGGAGUUUAUCAACUGAAGUUGUGUCCAAGUUAUAUUCAGGAGUAUUUGGAGGGGGAUGUGGAUAUCUUGGUUCACAGUGAGUUCCAUGGGCUUAUCAGGGUCAAGCUACAGAGUCGUCAUGUUUCUUCCCGACAGUAUCUGCUCUGGAUCCAGUUUUCCGAGUCUGAUAUCACUGCAUGGUAUUGCAGAUGUCGAGCGGGUGCCCGUGUUGUGGGAGUAUGUUCCCAUGUCGCCGCCGUUAUCUGGUUUCUCGCUGUUGGGAGACACAACAGGGAGGCUAUUUCGUCUAUUCAAGACUGGUCCGAGUUUGUCACUGAUGCAGCUGUCAUUGACGAAUCUGAGGACAGUGAUGACAGUGAGGUAGAGGAGUAACUGAGUUCAUUUUUCUUCUUCUAGUGAUUAAUCAGACUCUGUUGGUAUCCUGAAAAUAUGAACAUUUUUGAUUUAUAAUAUGAAAUAUUCAUUUAUCUGAUUCAUUUAAACACAAUACAGAUCUGGUUGCAUUAUUAUCACACAAAUGUUUUGUAAUCAACAAUUUGUCAAUUGUAACAUAUUAUGACUUAAGCGAGAAUUAUAUCAUAAUUUUUUUUUACAUAUAUACUAGUAGAAAAUUCUAAUACAGUGUCAAAAGAUAUUUUUGUGUAUUAAUUUAAAUAAGAUGUUUAUUGUUGUCGAUAAGUAUAUACAAUCUAUCUAAAUCAUGAUGGAAGCACACUACCUAGUUUAUAUUAUGCAACUUUCUUGUCAAUUACAAAAUCUUCACUGCAGAUAAAUUGUACCCUGAUUACUGGUAUAUAUAUAUGUUUGUAUAACUUGAAAACAUUGUUUGCACUAGAUAGGGGUAUCUCCUCUGUAUAGACUAAUGUCAGUGCAUUUUGCAUGAUGUGUUCUGUUAUCAUGUUUGUUUAAUAUUGAAUCAUUUUGUCAUCUCAUUUUUAAACUAAUUGACAAUGUGCCAUAACAAAGAAUCAUUUACUUUAUGAUUACCAUAUUUGUUACCCAUUAUUUGCUAUUUUAAUUUCUGUGUUAAAUAUGUUACAUGUAAUUAUUCUUUUAUAUAUUUUUGAAAUAUAAGAGUCAUUGUUUGGGUUGAAAAUGGUAGUUACAUAUAUGCUAUGUAGUCACUAGAGCUUAAAAUAUGUUACAAAUAGAGUAUAGUUAUUGCUGUCGUUGUUUUUUUUAAUACAUGUAGCUCUUCUUUGUUUUGCAUUCAAGUUGGAUUUAAUGUAUAUCCUUGUACAUUCUUGGAAUUGGGUAAAUGUGUGAGUGACUCAGAUCAGCUGAUGAAAAAAUGCAUGAUAUGUGUUAAUAAAUAAUACUUUAAAUAGCAAUUAAACAAUAAUAAACCAAUCUAUAGUGAAGUGAACUUUUUCCCGCAAUGAAAUGGAAACGCUGCCAACACACCAUACCACAGUACCAUGCGGCUAUGCAGCGUGUUGUACAUUACA